This is a messenger RNA of Theobroma cacao (cacao), 1893 nucleotides long. The record is from RefSeq and is a predicted model, not a curated record. Lineage: Eukaryota; Viridiplantae; Streptophyta; Magnoliopsida; Malvales; Malvaceae.
AGACACAAGGGUGACGGAGAAACCGCUGCAGAUACUCAGCCUGCAAAACUGCAAAAUCGGAUCAAGCACUUAGACCGAUUCUUCAUUUAUUUUUAUUUUUUAAUUUUAUAUGUAUUUGUUUUAGUUAUAGAUCCAAGAAUAUUAUACCUUUACUUUUAAUUUUUUUUUGUAAGAAAUCAAUAAAAAAAAAUUAGGAAAUGAAAUAAGUUAAAGUGAAUGAAUGAGAACCCCGCCUUCUUUGCUGUCUUUAACUAUAGAUUCAGCUGUCAUAAACCUAUCCAACAUCACCGAUCUCUCUCCUCUACCUGAUCAUAUCCUCAUCGAUCUCUUCCUGAGAACAUUGAGAGCUGGAAAGCUAACUGAGAGAGUUCUGAAGCUGUUUAUAGCUACCGGAAAGGACGAGGUCCACUCACUCAUCCAGGCGCUCAACAUUCAGGUCAUAGUUACCCCUGUCCUUCCUACCAGAUGUUCUGAGAAAUUCUGAGAUUGGUUUAAUCUGUGGAACACGCAGUACUUUGGUCUAAACACCAGUUGCUUUUAGGGGGCCAGACUUUCUGAAUUGGGUUGUUGUUUGUAUUUGGCAAGAUGUCUCUAGAAAUUAAGGACGAUGAGAUUGACAUUGUGAUUGGAGCAGUCAGUUCUGACAUGACAUCUUUCUUGAAUGAAUGGAGACCUAUAUUCUCUCGAUUUCAUCUCAUAAUUGUCAAAGACCCUGAUUUGAAAGAGGAACUCAAAAUACCUGAAGGCUUUAACCUUGAUGUCUAUACAAAGUCUGACAUAGAUCGAGUGGUGGGUUCUUCUACUUCAAUUCUCUUCUCUGGCUAUUCAUGCAGGUAUUUCGGCUAUCUUGUUUCUCUGAAGAAGUACAUUAUCUCUGUAGACGAUGACUGUCUCCCUGCCAGGGACAAUAAAGGCUUUUUGGUGGAUGCUGUUGCCCAGCAUAUUACCAACCUUACAAACCCAGCCACUCCAUUCUUUUUUAAUACUCUGUAUGACCCUUUCUCUGAAGGAGCAGAUUUUGUUCGUGGCUACCCAUUUAGUCUUCGGAGUGGGGUGAAAUGUGCUUUGUCAUGUGGGCUCUGGCUUAAUCUGGCUGAUCAUGAUGCACCUACUCAAGCCCUCAAGACAAGACAAAGGAAUUCCCGAUAUGUUGAUGCAGUUAUCACUGUCCCAGCUAGGGCCCUGGCACCUAUUAGUGGAAUCAACAUUGCUUUUGAUCGUGAGGUGGUAGGACCUGCCUUGGUUCCAGCUUUGAGAUUGGCUGGGGAAGGUAAGUUUAGGUGGGAAACAAUGGAAGACAUCUGGAGUGGGAUGUGUGUUAAGGUUGUAUGCGAUCACCUGGGGCUUGGUGUGAAAAGUGGACUGCCUUAUGUGUGGAGAACUGAUAGAGGUGAUGCUAUCUCAAGCUUGAAAAAAGAGUGGGAGGGUGUGAAGCUGAUGGAGGAAGUUGUCCCAUUCUUUCAGUCAGUGAGGUUGCCACGAACAGCUACAACAGCAGAGGACUGUGUCGUUGAGGUGGCAAAAGCUGUUAAAGAGCAGCUAGGAUCAACAGAUCCAGUGUUUGCUCGCGCUGCUGGAGCCAUGCUGGAUUGGGUCAAGCUCUGGAAAUCAGUUGGAUCUAGCUCAUCUCCCCCUGGGGUAUAGGAAUUAAUUAUGGUUAUAAGUUCCUUUUUUUUUUUUUGCUAGAAUGAUUUCCAGUAUGCACUUCCUAGAUUUCCAUGUUUUUAUCAUACUUGUACCCUAUAAUAGUACUUUUAUAAUGGUUGAUGGAGUCUAGCCUGGUCAAUGAAUAAAACAUAUAUGGUUGUUGCGGAGAAGGUUAUGUUGUGUUAAAUUUUUGGACGCUGCAAUGUGAUUGUAUUGUUCAUACUCUUAUGUUUCUGAUUAUCUUCA